AGUGCAUCCACACAGCCAACAAAAAAAGAAUAUCCAACACUACCCAUUUUCAAAUUCCAAUUAAAAUUUAAUAUAUACCCGCAGAAUUAAAACACAACACGCAUUCCACGUUUCCCUCUGUAUUGUAAUUGUAAGCUACAGCGGAAGAAUACGAUUUGUUGAAAUAUUUUGUACUAUCACUAACAUCCUCCUCUCUCUCUAAUCCAAUCCAAUCCAUUCCUAAUCAUCCCUGUCCCUUUCUUAUCCUAAUUUUCUUUCUUUAAUUCCAUUUUUUUCUCUGUAAAUCGCCAAAUUUUUCCCUCUUAGCUCUACAUUUUGCAUGUUUAGCAUUGCCGAGAGUUUCCGGUGUGGAAUUUGUGAAUUCGGCAGUGUGGCUGCUGCUGUUUCCGGCGGUUAUAAUAAUAAUUGUAGUCGUGAGUCUUGUGACAGUGUAAAAAGUGGAUAAAAUUGAAGUGUAGGAGGAAAGAUGUCGAUACCGAAGGAAUUGGAGCAGGUGAUGAAGGUGAGAGGAGGAUCAGUUCUCGGAAAGAAGACAAUUCUUAAAAGUGACCAUUUCCCUGGCUGCCAGAACAAACGCCUUACUCCACACAUCGACGGUGCUCCUAAUUACCGUCAGGCUGAUUCGUUGCCAGUGCAUGGUGUUGCGAUUCCGACAGCGGAGGGAAUCCGUAAUGUUCUUAAUUAUAUUGGGGCACAAAAGGACGGGAAGCAAGUCCAAGUUAUUUGGUUUAACCUUCGUGAAGAACCAGUUGUGUAUAUUAAUGGGCGGCCUUUUGUUUUGCGUGAUGUUGAAAGGCCCUUCUCCAAUCUUGAAUAUACGGGAAUUAACAGAUCUAGGGUUGAAGAAAUGGAGGCUCGAUUAAAAGAAGAUAUACUGAUUGAAGCUGCCAGGUUUGGAAAUAAAAUACUUGUCACUGAUGAACUUCCUGAUGGUCAGAUGGUGGACCAGUGGGAAUCAGUAUCACAUGAUUCUGUGAAGACACCAUUAGAGGCAAAUGAAGAACUGCAAAGGGAGGGGUACCUUUUUGACUAUGAACGUGUUCCCAUAACUGAUGAAAAAUCACCGGAGGAGCAUGCUUUUGAUAUCUUGGUUGAUAAAAUUUAUCAAGCAGACCUGAAAACAGAAAUAAUGUUCAAUUGUCAAAUGGGACGGGGACGAACUACAACUGGGAUGGUCAUAGCCACAUUGGUUUACCUUAAUCGGAUUGGUGCUUCUGGUAUUCCAAGAACCAAUUCAAUAGGGAGGGUUUUGGACACUGGUUCUACUGUUUCUGACAAUUUGCCAAACUCGGAAGAGGCGAUUCGUAGAGGAGAAUAUACAGUCAUAAGAAGCUUGACUAGGGUUUUAGAGGGUGGAGCUGAAGGCAAAAGACAAGUGGAUAAAGUCAUUGAUAAGUGUGCCUCCAUGCAGAACUUACGUGAAGCGAUAGCCAUUUACCGCAAUAGCAUUCUUCGUCAACCAGAUGAGAUGAAGAGAGAAGCUUCACUUUCAUUUUUCGUAGAAUAUUUAGAAAGAUACUACUAUCUCAUAUGCUUUGCUGUAUACAUUUAUUCAGAGAGAGAUGCCCUCCGUUCUAGUUCUUUUAGUCAUAGCAGUUUUGCUGACUGGAUGAGAGCACGGCCAGAGCUUUAUAGCAUAAUUCGAAGGUUGCUCAGGAGAGAUCCGAUGGGUGCUCUUGGAUAUGCAAGUUUAAAGCCAUCUUUAAUGAAGAUUGCUGAAUCUGCUGAUGGCCGCCCUCAUGAGAUGGGCGUUGUUGCUGCUUUAAGAAAUGGGGAAGUUCUAGGAAGUCAAACUGUUCUAAAGAGUGACCACUGUCCUGGUUGUCAAAUCCUGAGUUUGCCAGAGAGGGUGGAAGGUGCACCUAAUUUCAGAGAAGUUCCUGGAUUUCCUGUUUAUGGAGUUGCAAAUCCAACUAUAGAUGGUAUUCUCUCUGUAAUUCGAAGGAUUGGCAGCUCCAAAGGUGGUCGUCCUGUUUUUUGGCACAACAUGCGAGAAGAGCCUGUAAUCUACAUUCAUGGAAAACCGUUUGUUCUCCGCGAGGUUGAAAGACCAUUUAAGAACAUGCGGGAGUACUCGGGAAUUGAUCGUCAGAGAGUGGAGAGGAUGGAAGCUCGAUUAAAGGAAGAUAUCUUAAGAGAAGCUGGCCGCUAUGGAGGUGCUAUAAUGGUCAUUCAUGAAACAGAUGAUGGGCAGAUUUUUGAUGCUUGGGAGCAUGUGAAUUCGGACUCUGUUAAGACCCCUCUUGAGGUAUACAAAUGCCUAGAGGCUGACGGCUUUCCCAUUAAGUAUGCUCGAGUGCCUAUCACGGAUGGUAAAGCUCCCAAAAGUUCCGACUUUGACACAUUGGCAGUCAAUAUUGCUUCUGCUUCCAAGGAUACUGCUUUUGUUUUUAAUUGUCAGAUGGGAAGGGGAAGGACAACCACUGGCACUGUAAUUGCUUGCCUUCUUAAACUUAGGAUGGACUAUGGAAGACCAAUUAGAGUCUUAGUUGAUGAUAUGACUUGUGAGGAAAUGGAUAGUGGCAGCUCAAGUGGUGAAGAAACCGGAAGCAAUGCUUCCAUGUCUCCUGCAAAUAAUACAUUAAUAAGGAUGGGAACAAACCAAGGUCGUGCUUUUGGCAUUGAUGACAUCUUACUGUUGUGGAAGAUAACAAGAUUAUUUGAUAAUGGGGUAGAAUGCCGCAAGGCCUUGGAUGCUGUAAUUGAUAGAUGCUCUGCACUGCAGAACAUACGCCAAGCUGUUCUGCAGUACAGGAAGGUUGUAAAUCAACAACAUGUUGAGCCCAGGGUGAGGAGAGUGGCAUUGAAUCGUGGUGCAGAGUAUCUGGAACGGUACUUCCGUUUAAUUGCCUUUGCAGCAUAUCUUGGAAGUGAAGCAUUUGAUGGAUUUUGUGGGCAAGGAGAAGUAAAGAUGACAUUUAAGAAUUGGCUGCAUCAAAGGCCUGAGGUCCAAGCAAUGAAAUGGAGCAUCAGAUUAAGGCCGGGGCGAUUUUUCACUAUCCCUGAGUUGAGAGCACCGCAGGAAUCCCAGCAUGGAGAUGCAGUAAUGGAGGCCACUAUCAAGGCCCGUAAUGGUUCAGUUCUGGGAACAGGCUCUAUACUGAAAAUGUAUUUCUUUCCUGGUCAGAGGACUUCCAGCCACAUACAAAUUCAUGGAGCACCACAUGUUUACAUGGUUGAUGGUUACCCUGUAUAUAGCAUGGCAACUCCUUCAGUUUCCGGUGCUAAAGAGAUGCUAGCAUAUUUGGGUGCUAAGCCCAAGGAAGAAGGGUCACCUGCUCAGAAAGUGAUACUAACCGAUCUCAGAGAAGAAGCAGUUGUUUACAUUAAUGGCACACCAUUUGUCCUCAGAGAGCUACAUAAACCUGUUGAUACACUCAAGCAUGUUGGAAUUACUGGUCCUUUGGUGGAACAUAUGGAAGCACGACUUAAAGAAGAUAUAGUAUCUGAGGUGAGAGAAUCUGGAGGUAGAAUGCUUUUGCAUCGUGAAGAAUUUAACCCUGCAACAAAUCAAUCCAGUGUCAUAGGAUAUUGGGAAAACAUCUGUGCAGAUGAUGUGAAGACACCAGCUGAAGUGUAUGCUUCCCUAAAAGCUGAGGGUUAUGAUAUAACAUACAGGAGGAUACCAUUAACAAGAGAGAGGGAAGCUUUAGCUACUGAUGUUGAUGCCAUCCAGUAUUGUAAAGACGAUGGUGCAGGGAGCUAUCUUUUUGUUUCACACACAGGAUUUGGUGGUGUUUCAUAUGCAAUGGCAAUUACUUGUAUUAGACUUGGUGCAGAUGCAAACUUCACAGUACCGAUUCCACAAAACAUUGAUGCCAAAUCACUUUCUGUGCAUGACGAGAACUUACCUUAUCAGUCAUCAUAUGAAGAAACACUAAGGAUGGGUGAUUAUCGUGACAUAUUAAGUCUUACAAGAGUUCUUAUGUAUGGUCCGAAGAGCAAAACAGACGUUGACAUUGUUAUUGAUAAGUGUGCGGGUGCUGGGAAUUUACGGGAUGACAUCCAAUAUUACAGCAAGAAACUCAGGACGUACCCUGAUGAUGAUGACGAACGACGAGCACACCUGAUGGAUAUGGGUGUUAAGGCUUUAAGGCGUUACUUCUUCCUUAUAACAUUCAGAUCAUACCUCUAUUGUGCUAAACCAAGUGAAACAAGAUUCACAUAUUGGAUGAACUCAAGACCUGAACUAGGACAUCUUUGUAAUAACCUGAGGAUCGAUAAGUAAUAUUCGACGUAGAGGAAUCUGCAAAUGUAUGUAUGUAAUGUACAGCUAGUUGUCUGUUGUAGCUUCUCCAUUUAUAGCCUCGUGAAAAUAGAUAUGUGCAGCUAGUGGAAUCACAAAAAUAUCAAUAAAAGCCGGUCGCUUGGUUUCAUAUGCAAAGAACGUUACACGAAUUGAAUCCAAGCUGACACUACAAUUAGGCCUGAGUGUAAAAUUAUAUUCGUGGUAACUGAAUCAAAAAUGGUUGUCUUCAGAGUGGCAUUUUUACGACAAA
Messenger RNA from Mercurialis annua (annual mercury), 4499 nucleotides. RefSeq lists its product as uncharacterized. Lineage: Eukaryota; Viridiplantae; Streptophyta; Magnoliopsida; Malpighiales; Euphorbiaceae. The record is from RefSeq and is a predicted model, not a curated record. The transcript has 19 exons. Bases 467 to 4228 code for a protein of 1253 amino acids.